Trypanosoma conorhini is the source of this 912-nucleotide messenger RNA. Its product is annotated as Tcoingi protein. The annotation marks the transcript as partial. The record is from RefSeq and is a predicted model, not a curated record. The transcript has a single exon. NCBI's taxonomy places the organism in Eukaryota, Euglenozoa, Kinetoplastea, Trypanosomatida, Trypanosomatidae.
AUGGACCAAGCUGGAAGCUUCUUCGCGUCCAUAUACGCCCCCAGGCCCAUCUCAACGCCCGUAUUUGUAGCACAAGACCACCCCCUCACGAAGACCCAGCACGCCAACGCGCUGGCCACUCUGUACAGAGACAAAUCCACCCGCGCCACUGGAGCCCCUGUUAUGGUUCUUCCUCCGGUGCCUCAGGCUGACUACCCCCCUCUCACCAGAGGGGAGCUACUCCAGGCCAUCAGUGAGCUCAAUAAUGGAACAGCCCCGGGAGAGGACAAUAUCUACUGCGAGGAGCUCAAGGAGAUGGGCCGGGUAGGGCACGCCAUGCUCCUGCGACUCUUCAACCGCAGUCUCCGCAGUGGCAAGGUACCAAAGCAAUGGAGAAGAGGCAUCAUUAUCCCUCUGCUGAAACCGAAUAAACCAGCCUCGGAUCUGAGCUCGUUCCGUCCGGUUACCCUGACCAGCACACUAUGUAAACUGAUGGAACGCAUGAUAGCCAGGCGUCUUCGAGAUGCUGUGGAACACAAACUUCAACCUCAGCAGUCGGGGUUUCGUCAACAGCACUCCACGCUCGACACUCUGGCCAUGGUGAUUGCCGCGCUACGACGCGAUGACCCCGAAGAGAGGACGGCGGCGGUAUUCAUCGAUUACGCCAGAGCCUUUGACUCCGUGGAUCAUGGCUGCAUCAUGCAAGCACUACAGUCUUUUGGUAUCUCUCCGGUUCUCCAACGGUGGAUUGGCUCUUUUCUGGGUGGCCGAACUGCACGAGUGCGUGUCAACAACACCUACUCCAGGGACGUGAAGCUCACAUGUGGUGUUCCUCAGGGUUCUGUACUAGGCCCACUGCUCUUCAUCAUAGCAAUAGACUCCUUAAGUGUGCGACUCAAUGCAAUUCCCAAUCUCGCACACGGUUUCUUUGCG